AUGGCCAAUGUCACCUUGGUGACAGGAUUUCUUCUUAUGGGGUCUAAUGUCCAGAAGAUGCAGAUUUUAUAUGGUGUGCUCUGCGUCCUGAUUUACCUGGCAGCCUUCAUGAGUAACCUUCUCGUCAUUACUGUCAUUACCCUAGAUGUAAAGCUCCAAACACUCAUGUACUUCUUCCUGAAGAACUUAUCCUUUUUGGAUAUCUUUCUGUUGUCUGUUCCAAUUCCAAAAUUCAUUGUCAACAACCUGACCCACAACAAUUCCAUUUCCAUUCUAGGAUGUGCCUUCCAGCUACUUUUAAUGACUUCCUUCUGAGCAAGUGAGAUAUUUGUCCUCAUUGCCAUGUCUUAUGACCACUACGUAGCCAUCUGCUGUCCCUUGCACUACGAGGUAAUCAUGAAUAGUGAUGUCUGUGCGUUAAUGGCAAGUGUUUCCUGGGCCAUUGGAGGGCUCUUUGGUGCUUUGUACACAGCUGGCACAUUUUCCAUGCCUUUCUGUGGCUCCAGUGUGAUCCUAUAGUUUUUCUGUGAUGUUCCUUCAUUACUUAGGAUUUCCUGCUCUGAAGCACUCAUGGUAAUGUAUCCAGGUAUUGGAGUUGGUACAUAUUUAAGCAUUUCUUGUUUCAUCUGUAUUGUGAUCUCUUACAUUUCUAUCUUCUCCACCGUGCUGAAGAUUCCUACCACUAAAGGUCAGUCAAAAGCUUUUUCCACAUGCCUUCCCCAUCUCAUUAUUUUCACAGCUUUUAUCAUAACUGCGUUUUUUGUUUAUUUGAAGCCACCCUCAAAUACACCAUCUGUUACUGACAGGCUGCUUUCUGUGAUCUAUACUGUGAUAUCUCCAGUAUUUAACCCUGUAAUCUACAACCUGCGGAACAAAGACAUGAAACAUGCUCUAAUAAGGUUGUUGCAAAAAAUAUAUAGUCAGGAAGCUUACUUCAUUUAACACUUUCAAGUUCUGUCAAUGAGACAGUGCCUUACAGAUCACAAGAAACUUUCCUUAUUUUUAACUUGGGAAAGACCAGAGAAAAGAAAGCAACAUACUCACAUUUUUUUUCCCUGAAGAAAAACUCA
Messenger RNA from Callithrix jacchus (white-tufted-ear marmoset), 1070 nucleotides. It is a transcript of the gene OR14A2, whose product is annotated as olfactory receptor family 14 subfamily A member 2. Gene Ontology annotation, cellular component: membrane. The record is from RefSeq and is a predicted model, not a curated record. Gene Ontology annotation, biological process: G protein-coupled receptor signaling pathway. Lineage: Eukaryota; Metazoa; Chordata; Mammalia; Primates; Cebidae. Gene Ontology annotation, molecular function: G protein-coupled receptor activity; olfactory receptor activity.